Molecule: messenger RNA, 2408 nt
Organism: Lotus japonicus
Lineage: Eukaryota; Viridiplantae; Streptophyta; Magnoliopsida; Fabales; Fabaceae
Exons: 14
Coding region: 179-2137 (652 amino acids)
Biological process (GO): nuclear membrane organization
Cellular component (GO): nuclear envelope
Source: RefSeq, a predicted model, not a curated record
UUUAAUCAAACUGCGCUUGAGUUUCUGGGAAGAGAGGUUUCAACUUCCAAAGAACUUCAGAGAAGGGAAGUUUCAGAGGAGCAGAACUGAAACAAUAACGGGAAGCAAAACCACGCUCUUGAACCCUGAAUUCCCGAGCGUGUCUCUAUAUUCUUCGCUUCAACAUCAUCGACAAUCCAUGGCUUCCAUUUCCGGAUCUCAAUCGGGCGGCAAAAUGGUCCGACCCCGACGAACCGCCAGGACCGGAACCCCCUACGCCCGCCCCGCCGCCGCUCCGGCUCAGCCUCGGAGCCCUAACUGGCUUUCCCGUCUCGUCAUCUCUCCCACUCGUUUCAUUGCUUCCGGCGCCGGAAAGAUUUUAUCCACUGUUUUGGAUCUCGAAUCUUCCCCUGAUUCUUCUUCCUCCGCUACUUCUUCUCCCUCUUCUUCUUCCACUGAUUCCACUUCUGAGGAAGUUGGUCCUCUGGAUGAUGAAAAUGAUAACACUUUUGAAGGUGAUGAUGAUGCAUUGAACAAGGGGCUGCAGCCGUUAGAUGGGAAUGAGAAAAGCAAGCACGUGAUUGAGCAGCUGCUUAUGCAGGAGUCCUUCUCAAGGGAAGAAGGUGAUCGGUUGAUUAAAAUAAUAAGAUCAAGAGUUGUGGAUUCUCCUACAGUCAAUGGUGAUGUGGAUAAGAGGACAAGUGAUAUGGCCAUCAGGACUCUUGCAAGUGCCUCACCUGAUCUUAGUAGUGCGGCUGUUAUGGAGGCAAAGAAAUGGCUGCAGCAAAAGAAGUCAGGAAUAGAUUCAAAUUCAGAUUUAGGUCAUGGAAGUCGUAGUUUGAAUUUGGUCUCAUCACCACAAGCUCCGAAUGGUGAAGGAUCUCCUGUGGAUGUGGCUAAGUUAUACAUGCGCGCACGCCCUCCGUGGGCUUCUCCCUCCGUAGACCAUAACAAGCCUCCAACACUGUCUGGAAUUCAACUCUUUAAAGAAGAAACACCCCAUCUAUUCAGUGGCAACUCUACGUCAUCCUCCAAGUUGAAAAGGGGUUCUCCUGCUACCGGGUCGUGGAGUAUCCAGGAUGAAAUACGAAGAGUAAGAUCCAGGGCUACAGAGGAGAUGCUUAGGACACCCUCCUCCAAAAUUGAUUGGUCUACAUUUUCUAUGGAGCAUAAGAAUGAUGUGAACUCUUCAGCGAUUGAAAACCUAGGAACUAGUUUGGGAGAGAACGCCCAUAAUUUUACAAAUUUAGUAGAUGCAUCUGCAAGCUUGGCCACUGGACUAGGUUCUCAGGCCCCUUCAGAUUUGCAGAAUAAAAUGGAUGGGCUCCAACCCAAAUAUGUGCAGGCUGAUCAUCCAGCCAAUUUCAAUUCUGAACAGAAUCAGGUCUCUGUAGCUGUUGAGCAAACCAAAGGUACUCAAGAGGACUGCAGAGAAGUAACUACUUCAGGACUAAGAGAUGGGUCCUCAGAUGAUUUGCAUAGGGAUAGCGGUCUGCUUAAAGUCAAUGGCAUCAGUGACACAAAUGGAUCUAAUCAUCAACUACACUCUGUUGAAGAAACCGGAGAAGCUCAUUACCAUCAGAAAGAUCCUGACUUGCACCGUUUUGGCAGCGCCACUUAUAAGCGGCGACCACGUUCCACUACUUCUGCUACUGAGUCAAAUGAUUCAGCUCCCGCCUCAAUUACCUCUCCCACUCUGGAUCCACCUUUAGUUGACUUACCUAUUUCCCUCCGUAAAGCUUUAAAUUCUAGAUUACAAGAUGGAAACUGCUUAGCAUUCAAAGAGAAGGUUGAAGCAGAAGAUGCUGUGGCUAAUGGGUUUUCCAGUUUCCACGCAGGACAGGUUAUUGAAGAGAACACAAAAACAUUGGAUAACAAACCCAGUGCAGUUGAUGCAAGUCAAGAGAGGACAACUGAGGGAGUUCUUGAGCAAGAGGAUUGUAAGCAAUCUAUGGAGAUGCCUGGUGUGGUUGUAAACGACCCUGUUGCUGUAAAAGAUGACAGUACUGCCACUGGGUCACAGUCACAGAACAGUUCCAGUGUACAGAAUGAGGUUCAACAGAAAGGUUCUCAGGCAACACCAACUAGUAUUGCUAACCGGAAAGGUAAAAGAAUUACUAGAUCCACCAGAAAGGACCGAAGCAGGGGUGUCAAAUGAUGCCGGUUGUAUUUUGUAUCUUAAAUUGUAAGUUACUGUUAGCCUUAAAUUAGGGAUUCUGCUGCAGGCCAUUUGUUGAGGUUAAUAAUGUUUGUGAAUGAGUCUACGUCAACUUAGGUAGUAGUUUUCUUUGAUGUUCUUUCUUUGUUUUUGUUUAAAGAUUACAUUAAAUUCACGCCACGGAAAUCAGGGUUGGGAAAUUGAAUGUAUUAUUUGUAAAAUUGCAUUUUUUUUUCUGUUUAACUAACUGAUAUGGAUUUGCUCGUUCAAA